AUGUGCGUCGAAGGCUGUUGUGCAAACAUUUUCAAUUUUGAUAUUCCUAUCAAUGUUCGUCAUUGCGUCUUUUCUCCUCAGGGAGGCGUCUUGUCCAUCCAUGAGUUCAAGGCGCUUGCAGACAUUCCCUGGCUUCCAGGAGAAUUCGAAUAUAUGAUGGACUGCCUUAGCUUGGCACAUAGGGGUGGGAGUUACUACCAAGCACAGAUACUAUGGAAUCAGAAGAUUAGAGAUUUUGCCGAAUCCCAUGCAAAGUGGAGAGCCUUCUAUCGUAAAAGAAAGCUCAGGCUAGCGACCGCAGCCUCUAACAAUGGCACCCAAAAGGCUGACACAGAAACUCCCAGAGAUCCUACUAAACAAACAAAGGAGCAGAUCCAAAACGAAGAUACGGUCCCCUUUGAUGAUACCGCUGAGACAACCCCAGCAGAGCUGCCAGAACCCGAGAAGCGCUCGCUUGUUUGA
Molecule: messenger RNA, 462 nt
Organism: Candidozyma pseudohaemuli
Lineage: Eukaryota; Fungi; Ascomycota; Pichiomycetes; Serinales; Metschnikowiaceae
Exons: 1
Coding region: 1-462 (153 amino acids)
Source: RefSeq, a predicted model, not a curated record